This is a messenger RNA of Mya arenaria, 1699 nucleotides long. RefSeq names its product ovoinhibitor-like. Gene Ontology annotation, molecular function: extracellular matrix binding; calcium ion binding; protein binding. The record is from RefSeq and is a predicted model, not a curated record. Gene Ontology annotation, biological process: anatomical structure development. The coding region runs from base 47 to 1699 and encodes 550 amino acids. The transcript is spliced from 11 exons. NCBI's taxonomy places the organism in Eukaryota, Metazoa, Mollusca, Bivalvia, Myida, Myidae.
AAUACAUAGCAGUGUCGUGACUUCAUCAAGACAGUGAUAUAUCACCAUGAUCCUCUUGCUCUGUUUCCUAGGAUAUAUUACAGCAGCCCAGGCUGCACACGCACUGGACUGCAACCACGAUCCGCUGGGGUGCAUCGCGUUGGCAAUAACGACAGUAGACCUUACUCUCUGCGAGGCCGUCAAACACCUCCACUGUGACAAUCUUCACGGGCAUGUCGCCGUCCCGCAUGAAGUCGUUUGUGGCACCGAUGGCGUCACAUACGACAACCAUUGUACGUUUGCGCAAGCGCGGUGCAAGGUGCUGAUGGACCACAACAACCAGCAACAUGGCCAACCUAUCGUACAGCUCAACAUUGCCAACAAUGGUCCCUGUACCGGUACGAUCACAGCCACGCAAAUUGCUGCCCAGGCUGCGCACGCACCGGACUGCAACCACGAUCCGAUGGGGUGCAUCGAAUUGGCAAUAACUACAGUAGACCUUGUUCUCUGCGAGACCGUCAAGCACCUCCACUGUGACAAUCUUCACGGGCAUGUCGCCGUCCCGCAUGAAGUCGUUUGUGGCACCGAUGGCGUCACAUACGACAACCAUUGUACGUUUGCGCAAGCGCGGUGCAAGGUGCUGAUGGACCACCACAACCAGCAACAUGGCCAACCUAUCGUACAGCUCAACAUUGCCAACAAUAGCACCUGUACCGCCCAGGCGGGCCACACAAUUGACUGUAAAAACCAGCCUCUUUUGUGUAUCGAGACGGUCAUCAAGACGGUGGACGUGGAUCUGUGCCACCAUAUGGUGCACCUCCAGUGUGACAACCUUCACGGCAACAUUGCCGCCCCACAAGAACUCGUCUGUGGCACCAACGGCUUUACAUACGACAACCACUGCCUAUUUGCACAAGACCGGUGCAAGUUGAUGACUGACAAGAACAACCAGCACCACGGCCAGUCAAUCUUCACAUUGGACAUUGCUACCGAUGGCUCCUGUACCGGCACACCUUCGCCAAUUGAUGGGACUGGCUGCCACCACCAGGAGUGUAUCGACCCGGCCCUGUCGUCAACGGAUGCCAAGAUCUGUCUCGAGCUCACCAAAGUUCAUUGCCAUGGCCACGCCUACGAGCCGAUCUGUGCCAGCGACGGCGUCACAUACAGCGACCACUGCACUUUUGCUAAGAAGAGGUGCACCAGGGACGGGGCGAGUUUGACGAUUCAGUUUAUGGGCGAGUGUCACGGUACCGUUAACAUUCAGACAACGGUGGCCAUGACCGGUGGCAGCAGCACGGCUUCACCCGCCGUCAUGACCACCGCCGGCAGCACAGCUUCACCCGCCGUCAUUACUACCGCGGCCAACUCUGGAGGGACUGGCGGGGUAUCGGUGGCUAGCACCACGGCAUCGCCGAUUGUGAGCGGCGCAGGAAGCACGGCGGCACCGGCGGUCACUUCCACCACAAUGCCACCAACUACAACUACCAAUUCAGUUACAAUGACGUCAGCGACAAUGCCAGCGGCGACAACUCCGUCCGUCUCGGAUCUGCUUGUUGGCGUCUUUUGCAAGAACAUCAACUCCAUCAAUUGUAGCCAGGGCUUCGAUAUCGUGUGUGGCUCCGACGGCAAGUUUUACCCAAACCCAUGUGAGCUGAGCAAGGCCUCCUGUUCUGACUCUACGCUGAGUGUCAUGCCCGACCUGACAACAUGCAGUGUCUAG